AUGCCGCUUCCCAUACACAUUCCUGCACCCGAUUCACCCUCAAAGCAGCUGCAGUCGUACCACUCAGCCUACCCCGACGCCCGGUGCCUGGGGCAUCCGGAGUGGGAAAUCGAAGGCACCGGAGUGGCGACAGGCCCGCUGGCCCAAGACGUGGCCCACGCCGCCGACCUCGUCAUGACGACCAAGAACCGCCGCGACGUACGGCCGCCCCUCUUCGAACGUCGUCUCCAACAUGACUUCUGCAUGGUCGGCGACGCUUGCCUGAAGGAGGGCAUCGGGCUGGAUGGAAUCUCAACAACAGCCAAAUUCAUUGGCGACGGCUCCAUCGGCCUGGCCAACAUUGUGCACGUCAGCGCCGAGAUGUGCGCCUGCGGCUGGGCCGUCGUCGUGGUUGCCAACGGCUCAUACGGCUUCGGGGGCAUUAUCGAGACGCUACGGCACGCCCGGAUGGGGCAGACUGAGAAAUCUACGUUUGUCAAUAUCUGCACUAUCGUCGGUCUCGGCAGCGCCGUGGCGGGUAAUGCGGUUGCGCAUGGCGCGACAUCGGACGCGGAGGAGUCACUGAUACUAAGAGGGCCUGUGGAUUUGACCCCGAGACGCGCCUCGUCGUUGGGCACACACCCGGAGCUGGCGAUGAAGUUCAGGGACCAUGUGCUGGGCAUGCUGCCCGCGGGACUGGAAUCAUCUUAUUCCCGAGAGCUCCCCGGACAAGAUGACGGCUUCGCGGGUGUCGUCAGGUAUGGUAUUCAACCCGAUCGUGCAGAAGAUCAAGACCGCCUUGGUCUGCACGGCAGACCCGUGGCCGUCGGUCAGUAUGGUGUGGUCGGAUAA
This is a messenger RNA of Anthostomella pinea, 831 nucleotides long. Lineage: Eukaryota; Fungi; Ascomycota; Sordariomycetes; Xylariales; Xylariaceae. The record is from the annotation of a GenBank genome assembly.